CUUUUGCUGGAGGCCUUGAUAGGGCUCAUUGUUUUCUUUUUUGGAGAAUUUUACACUUGUAGUUUCGUUUGGGUUACGGAUUUGUUCUUGUUUUGAUUAUUUGUAUUGAUAUUAUUGUUUUUCUAUCGGAUUUUUCAUGAAAGUUUGAGACUUGGGGUGAAACUGCGGAGGCUGAUCAGUUUCUAGGGUUUGGUUUGGACGUGCAUGCGGGUUUUAUUGGAAAAUUUGGGAUUAGUGGAAAAAAAAAAUAAAGGUUUAAUAUUGUUUCUGGUUCUCUGAUUGUUGAUGUUUAUGAAAGUUUGAGUUUUGAGAGAGGAUUUUGGAGAAUUGAAGAUUUGCUUUGUAAUUGCGUUGAAAUAUACAUUGUUAUGGUUUGUCUUGUUAUGAUUAUUAUUUUAGGGAAUUAUCAUGUGGCUGGCUGUGUUUAUGUUUUUUAAUGUGUAAAUGCAUGCAUAAUUAGGGUGAUUUGUUGUUUGAUAAGUAAUGCUUGAUUUUUCUUGUGCUAUGAUUGGGAAUAUUGGAUUAUGAUGCUCUACAGUGAUGCUAAAAGUUUCAGAAAAAUAUUCACUUGAUUUGUUUGCAAAACCACCAAAUUGGAUUAGAGCAAUUUUAUGAUUGUGGAGGAUAAUUUCAUUAAUGGAUCGGAUAUAUGGUUGACAAAAUGAGAUAAUUUUGUUUUGAGUUUCUUCUUGUUUGGCAAAUGUACUUAGAGGAAAUGUCUUAAUGACAAAACUUUGUAUGUAUAAGUUGGUAUGCAUAUCAUAGGUGAAUAUAUCGUAGGCGAAUGUAUGUUGACUUUAGGAUGAGUUCUACCAUUAUAAGAUAUCAGUACAUUAUGAAAUUCAUUAACCCAAAGCUUAGCAUGAAAAUUUAAAGGGUUUCCAUGUUUCUUGGUUCAGUGGUAUUUAUAAGGUGAUUUUGAUUUUUGAGGGAUCAUGUAGUUAUCCAUCUGAGAAUUGUAUGUAUUGGAAAGAGCCCAGAUUUAUUGAGUUUUCUUGAGAUUUGGCUUUCUUAUGUGUUUGAAGAAUAGCCCUCCUUUGGUUUGAUGUUGGAGAUGAAGCUAGGUUAUGUUCUUUCAAAAUCUCAAAUAACUUUCCUUGAAUUUUUCAAAAUGACAAUCAGUUUGUCCUAGACCCUUGGAGGCAUGGAAGCUUUAUCUGAAAAUGAUUGUCCUUGUAGGUUUCUUGUGGAAAUUCUCAUUUUCCAAGAAGACAAUUUAUGAGAUAACCAUGAAUUUUUGCGAGAUUGAUGAUAAUAAGAAAUUCCGUGAGAUUGGCACUAAUGAGGCAAAGUUUAAAUGUCUUCAGUCAAUUUGGAAGUGAAUUGAAUAUAUGACGACCCAAAGAGAAAGAAAGGAAGGACGCAGUUAACAGUGCAUAUAUCCAAAAGUGGGAUGGCUCCAUACUGGUGUUUGAGCAGGAAACUCAAGCCAUGCAUCUGUGAUUGAGGCUUGUUUUAAUUAUCUUGGCAUUGCCACAAUGUCCGGGUUGCUCAAUUCUACACUUGGUGGCUCAACUUCAAAUCUACCUGACUCGACUGGCCGGUCUUUUGCAACAUCAUUUUCUGCUCAAUCAGCUAAUGCCCCAGGUUUCCAUCACUCUGGUGCCUUGCAAGGGCUGCAUAACAUUCAUGGAGGCUUCAGCAUUCCAAACAUGUCCGCAUCCCUUACAUCCCUUACAUCACGUAAUGCAGCAAUGAAUGGUGUCCCAUCAAGUGGAGUUCAGCAACCAGGCGGAAACAUUUCAAAUGGACGUUUCACAUCAAACAACAUGCCAGUUCCUAUACCUCAGAUGUCUCAUGGAAGCUCUCAUGGUCAUUCAGGGCUAACAAAUAGGGGUGGUAUUAAUGUGGCAGGAGGCCCAGCUUUUAGUAGCAGCAUGAAUGGUUCAAUACCAGGGAUUUCCUCUAGUCCUGGUACUGCUGGCAGCCGUAAUUCUGUUCCUGGGUUGGGAAUAUCUCCAAUUUUUGGAAAUGUAGGUCCUCGAAUUACAAAUUCUAUUGGCAAUAUUGUCGGAGGCAACAUGGGAAGAAGUAUAAGCUCUGGAGGAUUAUCCAUUCCUGCCCUUGCAUCACGAGUGAAUUUAGGUGCUAAUGGUGGGUCAGUGAGUCUCAGUGUGCAAGGUUCCAACCGGUUUCUGGGUGGCAUGCUUCAACAAGCAGCACCGCAGAUAAUUGGUAUGAUAGGAAGUUCUUACCCAUCAUCUGGAGGACCAUUUUCCCAGAGUCAGUUACAAUCUGGGAACAAUCCUUUUAAUUCCUUAGGUAUGUUGAAAGAUGGUAAUUCAAAUGAUACUUCUCCUUAUGACAUGAGUGAUUUCCCCCUGUUAUCUGGGCAACCAAAUUCCGCUGGAGGGCCCCAAGCGCAAUAUGGUUCCUUGAGGAAGCAAGGUGUUGGUGUUAGCUCCAUUGUCCAACAAAAUCAGGAAUUUAGCAUGCAGAAUGAAGAUUUCCCAGCUUUGCCAGGAUAUAAAGGUGGAAGUGCAGAAUUUGCAAUUGAUUUGCAGCAAAAAGAACAGCUUCACGAGAAUGCAUCUAUGGUGCAGUCACCUCAUUUUCCUAUGGCAAGAUCUGCUGGAUUCAACUUGGGAGGAUCUUAUUCGUCCAAUCGUCAGCAGCAACAGCCUCACUCUGCUUCAGUUAGCACAGGGAGUAUUUCUUUUUCACCUGGAAACAAUCAAGAUCUUCUUCAUUUGCAUGGGACUGACAUGUUUCCUUCAUCUCAUGGAACCUAUCACACUCAGGUGCAGAAUAGUGGACACCAUGGUAUUGGGUUGAGACCUCUAGGUUUGCCUAUUUCAUCUGGUAUGGGAGACUAUGAACAGAUUUUGCAACAAUAUCAACAGCAGCAGAAUCAGUCGCAGCUUAGGUUGCAACAGAUGUCUGCUGCUUCUCAGUCAUACAGGGACAAAGGUUUGAAGUCUACACAAGGGGCACAAGCAAACUUUGAUCGAUUUGGGCUUCUUGGUUUGACAAGUGUUAUGAGCAUGAGUGAUCCAGAUUUAUCAUCCCUUGCUUUGGGAAUUGAUUUAACUACAUUGGGGUUAAACUUAAGCUCAAAUAAUAGCCUUUAUAAGGCAUUUGCUUCCCCUUUCUAUGAUGAGUCAACCAAAGGAGAACCUGAGUAUUCCAUUCCAAAUUGUUACUAUUCUAAACAACCACCUGCUCUAAUGCAAGGACAUUUUGCAAGGUUUCAGUUGUGCACACUGUUUUACAUCUUUUACAGCAUGCCAAAGGAUGAGGCUCAAUUGUACGCUGCAAAUGAAUUAUCUUCAAGGGGAUGGUUAUAUCACAAAGUGCACAAAAUUUGGUUCAUGAAAGUCCCCGACAAAGAUCUCGGUAAGACCCUGACUGACGGACGGGGACCCUGCCGUUGCUUUGAUCCAAAUUCAUGGGCAAUAGUUCUGAAGGAUGACUUUGUUUACUCCAAUGAUGACAUCGAGAAGAAACCGAUAUUACUUCCUGCACCUUAUCGGCAUUAGCUCCUAGACUUUUUGUACAUAAUAGCUGCAUGUUCAGCUUUGAUCAUAGAAAUAACCGGAUAUAGCUAUAUAUCGUUUCGGACAGGUGUUAUGACCCCGGAUUCUUGUCUUUCUUUUUCUCAUUGAUCAGACAGAGGAAAGAAGAAAGAGAAAGAUCCAUUGAACACCAGAAUGAUUAUAAGAGGGCAUUAGAAUCAGGUAGAACUUGUUCAAUCUGUAAACAUAUGUUAUUGUGAUUAGCUUCAGGGCUUUUGAUGUGUUUUAAUCAGUGUCAGACAAGUCUAUGUACUUGUUUUGGAGAAUUAACAUUGUGCUGUUAACUUGUUGACAGUUCUUUUCCAGUUUUAUAAUUUUAAGCCUUGCAAUUUUAAAAUUA
Messenger RNA from Dioscorea cayenensis subsp. rotundata (Guinea yam), 3855 nucleotides. RefSeq names its product probable NOT transcription complex subunit VIP2. Gene Ontology annotation, cellular component: CCR4-NOT core complex; P-body. The record is from RefSeq and is a predicted model, not a curated record. Bases 1479 to 3479 code for a protein of 666 amino acids. The transcript is spliced from 14 exons. NCBI's taxonomy places the organism in Eukaryota, Viridiplantae, Streptophyta, Magnoliopsida, Dioscoreales, Dioscoreaceae. Gene Ontology annotation, biological process: nuclear-transcribed mRNA poly(A) tail shortening; regulation of DNA-templated transcription.